UCCGCUUGGUUCUUCACCCCUUCCAGGCCGGUUACACGCAAGGCCUCUUGGCUCCAGACUCCAGCAGGCCUCACAGGUUUAUGGAUCUGGACUAAAAGUUGGACUCUUUGGGUGUACUUUCACUUUUGUUGCUGAUCCGGUCGUGCGAGGCUGAAAGGCCUUGAGAGCCGCCACCAUGACUAAGGAGACUAAGUCGAAAAGCGUCACCAUCGACGAGAAGGCAGAUCUCGCGAUGGAGGAAGGAGAGUCCAAAGGCAAGGUUGAGAUGCCUAACUUGCCCAAGCCUCUGACACUGGAGGAGAAAAAGUUUCUCCUAGCUGUGGAGCGAGGUGACUGCCAAACCACGCGAAAGAUGUUACAGAAGGCUCAUAGGCAUGCUAACUACAUGAACAUGAAUUGCGUAGACCCUCUUGGGCGAGGCGCUCUCCACAUGGCCAUCUCCAACGAGAACCUGGAGAUGGUGGAGAUGUUGGUGGUGAUGGGGGUAGAGACGAGGGAUGCUCUACUCCACGCCAUCGACUCCGAGUUUGUGGAGGCUGUGGAAGUCCUGCUGGAGCACGAGGAGGUCAUCCACAAGGAUGGAGAGUCCUACUCUUGGGAAAAGGCAGACCGCAACACCUCCGCCUUCACGCCCGAGAUUACGCCUCUCAUCUUGGCCGCCCAUCGUGACAACUAUGAGAUCCUGAAAAUCCUUCUGGAUCGUGGAGCUAUGUUGCCCAUGCCCCACGACAUUAGGUGCGGCUGCCCCGACUGCAUCAAGACCUCCUCUGAGGACUCCCUCCGCCACUCCCGCUCUCGCAUCAACGCCUACCGCGCCCUCGCCUCGCCCUCCCUCAUCGCCCUGUCUUCCACCGACCCCAUCCUCACGGCCUUCGAGCUCUCCUGGGAACUGAAGAACCUGGCCAAUACCGAGCACGAGUUCAGGGCUGAGUACACGGAACUCCGUCGCAAGUGUAUGGGAUUCGCCGAGGAGCUGCUGAGUCACACUCGAUCCUCCACCGAGUUGGCUGUCAUCCUCAACCACGACCCUGAGUCUGUGGUUCCCUACGAGGACGGAGAGCACAUGAUGCUGCGCCGCCUCGAACUGGCCAUCGAUUAUAAGCAGAAGAAGUUCGUGGCCCACCCUAACAUUCAACAACUGCUGGCUGCCCUCUGGUACGAAGGUCUCCCAGGCUUCAGGAGGAAAGCCGUCAUUGAUAAGUGUCUGGAGAUUAUUAAGGUCGUGGCUCUGUUUCCCCUAUACUGUGUCCUCUACAUCCUUACUCCGGAUAGCCCUACUGGAGCACUUAUCCGAACUCCGUUUAUGAAGUUCCUUAUCCACUCUGCCUCCUAUCUCUUCUUCCUGCUUAUGUUGAUCUUGGUAUCGGUCCGCUUCGAAAACCUGGUGAUUUGGCUCUUCGGAACUGAGAAUAUGAGACGAAACUUAGAGGAAGCGAUGCGGAAACAGCGUGGAAACCUCCCGACGCCGACCGAGUGUCUUGUGGUGAUGUGGGUCUUCGGCUUUAUCUGGGAAGAGAUCAAGGAGAUCUAUCGCCACGGCCUGAGGAAGUACCUGCGGAACAUGUGGAACAUCUUGGAUAUCAUGCGAGACACCCUCUACAUCUGCACGCUGUUCCUCAGGAUCCUGGCUUACAUUCAGCAGUGGCAGGAGAUCACUCGGAAUCCUAAUGUGGCUUACAUCCCCCGCGAGGAAUGGAACAGCUUCGACCCGCAGCUGAUCUCCGAGGGUCUCUUCGCCGCCGCCAACAUCCUCUCCGCCCUCAAACUGGUCCACAUCUUCAGCAUCAACCCUUACCUCGGACCCCUGCAGAUCUCUCUCGGUCGAAUGGUCAUCGAUAUCGUCAAGUUCUUCUUCAUCUACACUUUGGUGCUCUUCGCCUUCGCUUGCGGUCUGACCCAGCUGCUGUGGUACUACAACGACCUGGAGAAGCAGAAGUGUUACUCCCUUCCCGGUGGCUUGGCUGACUGGAAGACUAACGGAGACGCUUGCAUGAAGUGGAGACGAUGGCAUAACCUCUUCGAAGCCUCACAGUCCCUCUUCUGGGCUGGCUUCGGCAUGGUCGGACUUGACGAUUUCGAGCUCACCGGCAUCCGCGAGUACACACGAUUCUGGUCCAUGCUUAUGUUCGGCUCAUACUCCGUGAUCAAUAUCAUUGUGUUGCUCAAUCUCCUCAUCGCUAUGAUGUCCAGUUCCUAUUCCUUCAUUGUUGAACACGCCGAUACGGAAUGGAAAUUCGCCCGCACCAAGCUGUGGAUGUCCUACUUCGAGGUGGGCAACACCCUGCCUCCUCCUUUCAACAUCCUCCCGACACCGAAGAGCUUCAUGAGGAUGUGUGGCAAGAACAGCCGCCAGGAGGAACUCGUUCGAAGGAUGUCGUCAAGGACCCACUCCCGCCGUCGCAAGGCCCGCGAUUACCGCUACCUGUCCGUCAUGCGCGCUCUCCUGUGGCGCUACGUGUGCUCGCUGCAACGCCGAAACGAAGAGCGCCCCAUCAACGAGGAUGACAUCAGCGAGGUCAAGGGUGACAUCUCGUCCCUGCGGUUCGAACUGAUUGACCUCUUCGGCGCCAACGGAAUGGAUGUCUCCUCUUGCGCUAAGAAGAGUCGGGCUGCCCUGGGCCGCAAGAUGCGCGUGUGGGAGCGACGGCUAAUGCGCGACUUCCACGUGUCUCCCGCCAUGGGCUCGGAGGAUCCCAACCGCGAGGUGAAGGAAGCCCCUGUCGAGGAGGGAGCCAACAGCCGGUUCAAACGCGUCGCCAAACUCGCCAUGGCCAACAAGCCCGCAGACCUGGCCAGUAUCGUGGAGGGAGCUGCUCGCGCGUCCCAGAUCGGCAUCGGCAACCAGGAGGGCCGCGAGAACCUGAAGGAAGCCAUAGAGAAGGCCCGACGCAGGAUGGAGGAGGGAACGCCCGACGGCUCCCCAGGGUCCUCCCGCGGAUGCUCGCCCUUCCCCGACCUGUACACCGGCCCUCAUCUCCUGGAUGCCAUCAAGAGCUUGGACCUGAGCCCCCACCAUUCUCCCGCCGAGACCCCCAUGCCUACCAUCGCAAAGGAUGGCCAAGCCAAGGACCUGACCAAACUGACGGUGCCCGGACGCCGCACGCCGACCUGCCUCAAGCGCACGGAGGGCUCCAGCAACGAGAACAUGAGCCUCGACGUCCCGACCAACGUGUUCUCGAAGGAUUCCAUCAAGAAGCUGAGCGGCCUGAAGAAGGCGGAGGUGGACAAGAAGGACGCCGCCCCCUCCAAGCCCGCCGUGUUGGUGACGAGCGUGUCCGAGACGAAGCCCCCCGCGCCAGUCAAGAAGGAGGACGCGAAGACGCAGAAGGAGAGCGCGCCGGCUCCCAAGGUAGCGGUGGCGCCGAGCCCGGGCAUGAUCAAGCCGAGCCAGAUUAAGGCAAGCGGUGUGCUUCCAACGAAGGACCAGGCCCCCGCCGCCGCGGCCAAGCCUGCCCCCGUGCGCAUCCCGCCGCCUGUGGCCGUCGGGCUGCGGCGCAUCGAGGGCGAGAGCGCCGUCCGCCGCCCCGUGGCGCCCCGCGUGCAGCAGGUGCAGCAGCAGCAGGCCUUCACCGGCUCGGAUGAGCUGGAGUCGGUGGACUUCGUGCGGCGCCCAUCGCGGCUUCCGCCCAAGCAGGAGCCCAAGGAGGACAUCCGCAAGUCCGUCACGCCCACCAUCGCCGUGACGCCGUCCACGCCCGCACCCACCGAGACGCCCGUGCCGCCCUCGCCGCCCGCGAAGAUGCCUUCCAAGUUUGCCAUCGACAAGACGCCGCCGCCCACGCCCAAGCCCGGUGACAAGGCCGCCGAGGACAAACCCGCCCCCGCCGCCGCCCCCAAGCCAGUCGCCAAGCCCACGGCCGCCACGCCAGCCGCGAAACCCGCUGAGAAAGCCGUAGAGAAGCCCGCUGCCCCGGCCGCCCCUGCCCCCGCCCCCGAGAAGCCCGCUGCCCCGGCUGCCCCGAAGCCCGAGGAGAAACCGGCCGCCGCCAAGCCCGAGGAGAAGCCGGCCGCCGCCAAGCCCGCGGAGAAGCCGGCUGCCGCCAAGCCCGAGGAGAAGAGCGACGCUAAGCCGGCCGCCGAGAAGCCGUCCGAGAAGGCUGCCGCCCCGAAGCCGCCGGGCGAGCAGAAGCCGGCCACGCCCCCGGCCGAGACGUUCAAGGGCAACUCGCCCACCAACCAGGCGGAGCCGCUGAUCCGCCACAGCCAGAAGACCGGCGGCGGAUGGCUCUGAUCGAACCACGAAGAAAAACAAACCAAAAACAAAUAUUUUAAAAAAUGAGAUAACAGGUAACGAAACAAAAAAUUAAAAAAUAUAUAUUUGAUAACACAUAUUUUCCUUGCUGUAUACACGUGGCUUCGGGAGCACCUCGUAUUGCAAUGGCCAAUUCGAGUGUAGCAAUACCUUGCAACCUUAUUUAAUCAUGAACAUGUAAUCAGUCAGGUGUUUUAAUAAGACUAAUUAGUUGCAUGUAUGAAUGACUUAAUUUGCAUAAAGGGUUUGGCUUUUAUUAUAUAGGCUUUGCUGAUGAUUAUGUAUGCGUACUGCACUUGAAUUCAUUAUUUUCUUGCGUUUUUGUGUACUUCUUAUACUAUUAUUGUAUUUUAAACUAGAACAAAAUAAUAUUUAUUAGUUAAAAAAAAACAAAAAAACAGGGGAAGAUUCGUGAUUAUAUUUCAUUAUGGUAAAUAUAGGAAAGUAUUGUAGCUUUUAAGAAUUGUAAUACUUAAGAAAAAAUGUAUUUUGUUUGGUUUAUUAUAUAUGCAAACAUUACCCCAAUUAAGCUGAAAAAAUAUAAAGGAUAUAAAAAUAUGCAAAAAAAAAAAAAAAAUUUAGCCUUUCAUAUUUAAGUUUCGUUUUAUUGUUCAUCAAACUUGCUAUUGUAUGUGAUAUCAUUGUUAUUAGCCUACGAAAAUAAAUAGAACAUAGUGAUAUAUUCUUAGCUCACCAUAAUGCUUAAAAAGUUUUGAAAGUGCUUAUACUCUGCAGGAUUACUUAGCUUGUAGUAUUUCUUGAUUUAUGAUAUAUAAAAAAAAAACACAAUAUAUACUAACCACAAAAUAUAGGUCAGUGGGGGGCUGUGGUUUUCUUAGGAGUGAUUAACAACGGAUCUAAUAGCCAAAUGAAGUUUAAAAAAAAAAAAAAAAGAUGUGAUUUGACUCAAGAUUUCAUAACACGGGAAAAAAAAUGUCUCGGUGGGAUACGGUCUAGUUUAAAUCUUAUUUUUCCCGUUACGAAAACUUGUUUUGGCUUUCUCUGUUACCAGUGUUCUGUCCAUUCAUUCUAGUUAAAAUAAAACAGUUCUCAUAACAGUUCCACA
Messenger RNA from Penaeus chinensis, 5318 nucleotides. Its product is annotated as transient-receptor-potential-like protein. The record is from RefSeq and is a predicted model, not a curated record. Gene Ontology annotation, molecular function: protein binding; inositol 1,4,5 trisphosphate binding; store-operated calcium channel activity. Gene Ontology annotation, biological process: regulation of cytosolic calcium ion concentration; manganese ion transport; calcium ion transmembrane transport. Gene Ontology annotation, cellular component: membrane; cation channel complex. Lineage: Eukaryota; Metazoa; Arthropoda; Malacostraca; Decapoda; Penaeidae.